Messenger RNA from Mus musculus (house mouse), 2572 nucleotides. RefSeq names its product ATR interacting protein (gene Atrip). The coding region runs from base 121 to 2478 and encodes 785 amino acids. Gene Ontology annotation, biological process: DNA damage checkpoint signaling. The record is from RefSeq and is marked validated. Gene Ontology annotation, molecular function: K63-linked polyubiquitin modification-dependent protein binding. The transcript has 13 exons. NCBI's taxonomy places the organism in Eukaryota, Metazoa, Chordata, Mammalia, Rodentia, Muridae. Gene Ontology annotation, cellular component: ATR-ATRIP complex; nucleus; nucleoplasm.
AGGCUGGGGAGACGCUGGAAGGCGAGGGGAACGGCGGCGCGCGGGCGGUUGGGCCAGCUCAGGCUUUCUGUGGACAAGGCUGUGCUUGGCGUCUUCGGAUGCUGCGGGUUGAAGGUAGUCAUGGCCGGGACCCCCGCACCGAACAGCCACAGGAAACAGAGUGGCGGCCUGGAGCCUUUCCCCGGUCUGUCUCGAUCCAUUGAGAACCCUCCGAGCAAGCGGGCCCGGAGCUUCUCUGAGACCACAGUCCCGGACCCCGAAGACCCAUUCGGUGAGCACGCGGAAUUUACUGCGGACGACCUAGAGGAACUCGACAUCCUCGCGUCACAGGCCCUGAGCCAGUGUCCCGUCGCGCCUCGGAACCUGUCCAGUGCUCAUAAGGUCCGCCGAUUAGAUGGGUUACCAAAUAGUCCUAUAAGGAAAAGCAGAGAAGAUAUUCCAGUUAAAGAUAAUUUUGAAUUAGAAGUACUUCAGAUACAAUACAAAGAACUUAAAGAAAAGCUGAAAGCAAUGGAAGAAGAAAUCCUAAUUAAGAAUGGAGAAAUUAAAAUUUUGCGUGACUCUCUGCGUCAGACAGAAUCCGUUCUAGAAGAACAGAAAAGAUCACAUUUCCUUCUUGAGCAAGAAAAGACUCAAGCACUCAGUGAAAAGGAAAAGGAAUUCUCCAGAAAGCUCCAAUCACUGCAGUCUGAACUGCAGUUUAAAGACGCAGAAAUGAAUGAGUUAAGGACAAAGUCUCAGAGCAACGGACGAACAAAUAAGCCAGCCGCUCCCUCCGUCUCCCACGUCAGUCCUAGGAAAGGCUCUUCUGUGGUUCUCAAGUCAGAAGCAUGUUCUCCACAUGUUGGAAAAACAACUUUCCCUACAAAAGAAUCUUUUAGUGCUAACACGCCUCUCUUCCACCCCUGUCAGACUGAGGCAGGACACAGAUUUCUGGUGGGCCAAGAGGUUUCAGAUAAUAAAAACCACAGUCUGGGAGGUAGCCUCAUGAAGCAAGAUGUGCAGCAGAGAAUUCUGGCUGAUGGCUGGAUGCAGAGAAAAGAUGCUCAAGGUUCUAUUUUGAUAAACUUGCUCCUGAAGCAACCUUUGGUGCCAGGGUCAUCUCUAGGUCUUUGUCACCUUCUGAGCAGUUGUCCUGAGGUUCCUACUGGCACCCUCUUGCAGCCACCAGGGCUCAGUACUUUGCCUGGGACUUCAGGCCUCAGGACCAUCAGUUCUUCUGAUGGGCCAUUUUCCCCCUCUGCCCUGAGAGAAGCACAGAACUUGGCAUUCACUGGAUUAAAUCUGGUUGCCAGGACUGAGAGCUCACAUGAUGGAGACAUGGCAGGCAGAAGAGUCUUCCCGCUCCACCAGCUUCCUGGAGCUGUGCAUCUCCUUCCUCUUGUGCAGUUUUUCGUCGGCUUACACUGCCAGGCUCUGCAAGAUUUAGCCCCAGCUAAGAAGAGUGGGGUGCCUGGGGACUCUGCGACACAUACCUCCUGCAUGAGCUCUGGGGUCGAGGCUAGCCCAGAGGACUCCAUUCAUGGCUUGGAGAGCUUUUCUGUGGCAUCACUCAGCGUCCUUCAGAACCUGGUGUGCCACAGUGGGGCAGUUGUCUGCCUGUUACUGUCAGGCAUGGGGACAGAAGCUGCCGCCAGGGAAGGAAACUUGGUCCAGACUUGUGCAGAUACAACCUCAGCCUCCAGGGAGGAUGCUCAUGACCAAGACCAGCACCCACUGCUAAAGAUGCUUCUUCAGCUGAUGGCUUCCUCCUCUGCAGCAUCAGGUCAUUUUCAAGCCAGUGUCCUGGGCCUGUGCCUCAAAGUUUUGGUGAAAUUAGCAGAAAACGCUUCCUCUGAUUUGUUGCCCAGGUUCUCCUGUGUGUUCCCGGUGUUGCCACAGUGCCUCGGCUCAGCGCUGCCGCUGCCCUGUGUGCUCCUGGCUGUUGAGCUGCUCUCUGUGCUGCUGGACCAUGACAGCCUAGCAUGGCAGCUAUGCUCCCACCCAGAAGGCUGCCUUCUCCUGAGGCUGUACAUGUACAUCACAUCAAGGCCUGACAGAACGGCCUCAGAGACACAGUGGCUUCAGCUGGAACAAGAGGUAGUAUGGCUCUUGGCCAAGCUGAGUGUACAGAGCCCUGCCCCCGCUGGCAUUGGUUCUGACUGUCACUGCAAUGUAGAGGCAGUCAGAGCGCUCACUGUGAUGUUGCACAGGCAAUGGCUGACGGUGCGGCGGGCAGGAGGUCCAAGGACCCACCAGCAGAAGCAGACGAUACGCUGUCUGCGGGACACUGUGCUGCUGCUGCAUAGCCUAUCUCAGAAGGACAAGCUCUUCACUGUGCACUGUGUCGAGGUCCUGCAUCAGUACGACCAGGUGAUGCCAGGGGUCAGCAUGCUGAUUCGAGCCCUUCCUGAUGUGACUGACUGUGAAGAGGCUGCCCUGGAUGACCUCUGUGCUGCGGAGACUGAUUUGGAAGACUCUGAGAUGGACUGUAACUGAGGGCCUGAGCAUCCAGCCACAAGGUGGCGCCAGCUCCCACCGCCGUCUUUGCCAUAUCCACUGAUUAAAACUGCACUUCCUGCUGAGAACACAA